AUGGCGUCAUUAUCCCCCGAGUCCAGGCGAGGCAUGCAGAGGAGGGAAUCCUCUCGGUCCAGCAGCAAGAGGCGGCCUCGUCUCCUGCGUGCAGCAGCCACGGAGCCUUCCAUCACGACGUCCAAUGCCAGCAGAGGCGCCAUGGCCAGCCCCCAGUCCGCCCGGAGGGCGACCGACCUGCUCAACCAGAUGGCCUACGUCUCGACGUCCACUCCCGAGUCUCCUUUCCGGGGAUCAUCGCCGCCCUCGGCGCAGAGUCCGAUCUAUGAGCGGGCCAAUGUCCUCGGGUCUUCCCCAACGAGCCGGAGUGAAACUAUGGACGACCUCCGCCCUCACCCUUACUCGGGUCGCUAUUACAGCUUCCCUAGCUUCGACACCUGGGAUCCUGAUCAGCAGGAGAAGGAGGGAGACGACAUCAAGGUCGCGUGA
Messenger RNA from Thyridium curvatum, 429 nucleotides. RefSeq lists its product as uncharacterized. The transcript is spliced from 2 exons. The record is from RefSeq and is a predicted model, not a curated record. The coding region runs from base 1 to 429 and encodes 142 amino acids. Lineage: Eukaryota; Fungi; Ascomycota; Sordariomycetes; Thyridiales; Thyridiaceae.